AACCAGCAUAUCAUUCUGUCUUGUUUCACUUUGUAUUUGUGUAAGUAUUUACUAUCACACUUACUUCCAGUUCUCUUUCAUAGGAAUUCUCUUAUAAUGCUUAUAUUUGAAAACAUUUUAGAUUUUCAGCGAUGCAAAACAUGGAGGAGCAUAUGGGACGUGCACCAGUAACUACAAAUGGAUCAGUCAUGCAUGGUUUCUCCCAGAGAAUUGUGACAUUGACAUUUUAGACAAUGGAAGGACCAUCAAUGAUUUCAUAGGCAAUAAAAUAAAAGAGCUUGGUUCAGGGGACAGUGAAGAUCCAUUCUAUGUGGCAAAUCUAGAUAGUAUGUUUAAGAGUCACCUCAGGUGGAUCACUAACUUACCUCGUGUCAAGCCUUUCUAUGCGGUGAAGUGCAACAACACACCAACAGUUUUGAGGAUGCUGAGUGCCCUGGACACUGGUUUUGACUGUGCUAGCAAGGGUGAGAUUCAGCUAGCCCUGUCCCUCGGAGUGACACCUGACAAAAUCAUUUACGCACAUACAACCAAACCACUGUCGCACAUCAAGUAUGCCUGUGCUCAUGGAGUAGAGAUGAUGACUUUUGAUAGUGAGGAUGAACUCCUAAAAAUGUCUCUUUGUCAUGCCAAAGCCAAACUGGUACUCCGCAUCGCAGUGGAUGACUCCAAAUCGCUAAUAAGACUCAGUUCAAAGUUUGGAGCCAGACUGGUGUCAGUUGGUAAGCUGCUGGAACGUGCUGGAGAGCUGGGCUUAGAUGUCAUUGGGGUCAGCUUUCACGUGGGCAGCAAGUGCACUGAAAGUUUGGCGUUCCAGCAGGCCAUAGCAGACGCCCGUCAUGUCUUUGACAUAGCGAAUUUGUUGGGCUUCCAGAUGAGUCUCUUGGAUAUCGGUGGAGGGUUCUCUGGGAGAGAGGACUUUCAAGUGAAAUUUGAAGAGUUUUCAGAAGUCAUUAAUGGUGCACUGGAUGAAUUCUUCCCGCCUGACAGUGGGGUGCAGAUUAUCGCAGAACCAGGCCGAUAUUUCGUUGAAUCAGCCUUCACACUGGCAGCGAACGUCAUUGCCAAAAGAGUCGUCAUAGAUGAUAUGGAUGAACAUUGCGACAGUGAGGCCAGCCCUAAGAGAAUGAUGUACUACCUUAGUGAGGGAGUGUAUGGCUCCCUGAGUUUCCUUAUCAGUGAUCCUAACCACGGCAAGGUUGAACCAUACCUUCACAGGGCUGUUGAGAGCAGCGAGCAGAGAUACCGGUCUGUUAUCUGGGGUCCAACCUGCGACAGCACUGACAAAGUAACUGACAACUACUGGAUUCCUGAGUUGCACGUGGGGGACUGGCUCCUCAUUGACAACAUGGGUGCUUACUCAGUUUGUUUAUCCACUGACUUCAAUGGCUUUGAAAGAGCACACAUUUACACUGUUGUGACAGCUGAGACUUGGCACGCCUUCAUUAAGCCCGACAGACCACGGUCCACCCCUGUGGUGUAGUUACAAAAAAAUUGUGAUGGAAGAUGGUCUAUUUACAAUAGAUAUGAAUGUUAUACUGUUUUGAAAAAAAAAAAAACAUGGGGUCUUCAGCUUUCAGAAUCCUUAAACCAAUUGUAUUUUGUCCAAACUAUGUCUUAUUACUUACUUACUUAACUUUACUACUUUACUUUAAUUUAAGUAUUUUAACAAUAAGGUAGUACAAAUAUAAACUUCGUAAGUAUAAGAGCAAGUGGUGAGCAAAAGAUCUAGGAUCAUUUUCUUGUCAGUCUACAAUAACAUGCUUGGAAUCGCUGGAAAAUAGAACUUACAAGCUUUCCAAUGAGCCUAAACGCACCACAAUUGUAAAGACAACGUUUGCUAUUUCUGGGGAAACAUAGCAGUCGCACUUCACAUUUUAGAGUCACACUGACAUACAUUUAUGUCACCAAGGCUUAUGUUAUUUUCGCCAAAACCAGCAGAGUUUAGUUUUAGUUACAAAGAUCGUCACGGGGGUUUCACCAGCCGUGUUAGUCCAGCCAGACUGAAUCCGUAUAGAACUCUGGUUCUAGUCGCCAUCUGGUGGCUGUAUCGAAGUACUGACACCAAUGAGCCUUGUGCCAUUCUAUUCCUCUGAUUCAGACGAAACAGAGGAUACCUCAAAUUAGUCAGUGCCUUUGCAUUCUCAAUUAAUCUGCCUGUAUAGCAGGAAGCUCUUCAGUAAGUUAAGACGUAAGAGGAGUUUAUUGUACAGUUCAGACACUUGAUGGGGUGGAGGGAAGGGAGCCAGAGGACGGAGACCGAGGGGUCAUUGUGUUUAUUUCAGUUUCAGUGGGUUUUUUGGGGGAGAUUUAUGUUAUUUGUAACAUGGCUAUAUAGAAAUAAAUAGUGUUUUGAAGUAAAACUCCCAGUAAACAGUCAACAAGUAAACAGUAAACAUGGCCAAAACAUGGAGACCGCCUGAGUAUGUCUUUAUAAUCAGUUGUAUCAUGAAUGUUGUAUUUUAGUGUAUUUUCAUCAAAUUUACAGUUACAGUUGUACUCAAAGAGUAGAAGACAUUCAUUUGCAUUAUUAUCCAUUUGAUCUUGGUUAUAAUGGCGAUAUUACCGUUGAAAUUUAGAUUAUAUAUUUGGCGAGGAUGAAAAUCUUGUGUUUUCCUUUGUUGUGUGAGAAUUAAUCAUUUAAAUGAAGGUUGCUUGCCUAUUAUAUUAAUACCAUGUUGAAACCUUUGUACACACAUACACACACACAGGGCAUGAGGCUUAACAUUU
Molecule: messenger RNA, 2727 nt
Organism: Siniperca chuatsi (mandarin fish)
Lineage: Eukaryota; Metazoa; Chordata; Actinopteri; Centrarchiformes; Sinipercidae
Product: ornithine decarboxylase-like
Exons: 9
Coding region: 329-1480 (383 amino acids)
Cellular component (GO): cytoplasm
Molecular function (GO): ornithine decarboxylase activity
Source: RefSeq, a predicted model, not a curated record